GGUGUAGGUAACAUGAACGCUACUGCUCCUACAAAUCCCUAUGCUGGUACAAACGUAGCAGGACCCCGAGAACCAUGUAGUGCUAUUCUUCCUGGACAACUGCAUCAGCCUCAAGGCUCUCUUCAAAACAAGCAACAAAUGCAGCAACAGCAUCAACACCAGCUUCCGUCCAUCCUCCCUGUUCAUCAGCAUCAGGACAACAGCACGAAUAUCCUUAGUCCUGACCCUUUCAGUCCUGGAGGAGCUAACAACUCUCGCAUCUAUGGUAACAGUCCUGGCGGUUUGGAAUCUGAAAAGAACGACGACCUGUGGGAGUGCACCGUGAAUACAGAAGCCCAUUUCUUAAGGGUUUCCGAAUUACAUCCUUGUGACGCUUUUCCUAGUAGAAUGAAGCUAGGGAAGAUGUUGUCAGGAAUGGAACUCCGUAACCUCUAAAUUUCGUGGCUCAAUUAGCCCAAGCAAACAAGGACUUAGCCAAUAUGUUACCUGGAAUGUUGGAAGAGGAGGGAUCUGGUAGUCGGGAAGUUGCUGUGGCUCCUCCUGAGACGCCUUCUUUUAAGGGUUCUGGUUAGCACCAGAUUGCUGCAUUCUUCACGGGUAACCCUGCUUGAGUUUUUUUCCAGUAGGAAAGGCGUCAGGGAUGAUCUGAAGAGUGCAAUCGCGCAGCCUCUAAGAACUCCUCUCCUCGUCGUUGCUCAAUCCAGGAGAGCAGGGAAGGUCCACGACAGUCACCCAUUUCAGCCAAUGCGACUACUCCAACAUCCACUUCUAACAAGAAUAGCCGUCUAGUUAUAGAUUAAGGGUAGGUCGUUAAAGGUGCUUUUGUUACCGUUUGUUGUGGCAGCUCUCUCCCUUAGGUGGGGACAGCCAUAACAAGCGGGAGAACCCACGAACACCAAAAACCUCCCUCUAAAUAGAAGUUCAUGGAGGCGCAGGCAGUGCAGGGACUGCAGGGACUUGUAGACCUCCUAGUCCACGACCGAUUGGAGCUGGGUCAUUUCUGAAAACGUUGAUUGCGAUGCCAGCAAGGUUGACCCCGAGAGCGUCGAAGGAGAAGUCGGCAGCGAUGGAGGAGGAAGGGAAAGAAUUAGACCUAGCCGAUCCCCUUCGUGCUGAAGGUGGUGAUGCUGCUGCUUUGUUGGACCAAGCAGAUAGUCACG
Messenger RNA from Amoebophrya sp. A25, 1160 nucleotides. Lineage: Eukaryota; Dinophyceae; Syndiniales; Amoebophryaceae. The record is from the annotation of a GenBank genome assembly.